Metarhizium acridum CQMa 102 is the source of this 432-nucleotide messenger RNA. RefSeq lists its product as uncharacterized. The record is from RefSeq and is a predicted model, not a curated record. Lineage: Eukaryota; Fungi; Ascomycota; Sordariomycetes; Hypocreales; Clavicipitaceae.
AUGGCUGACGGUCGGUCGAGUCAAUGGCUCUUCCUCGACAUGACACCGGACGUUCUUCAGCGAUACGAAGAGAAUUACAACACCUAUUCGAAAUCGACAAAUGUCGCUGAAUUUUUGGAGGAAGGCGAUGGGAGUGAUGGGGAUCUCGACUUUCCACCAGAGUCACUCUUGCCAGAUUGGCUUGAUAUUGAUGUUUCUUGUCGAACCAUAGAGGGCCUCCUUGAGGAUUACCGUGUCCGCGUAAUUAAACGCGUGUCAACAGAUGGCGUUUCCGUCUACUACGGCAAUGACAUGGGAGAUGUCUUUGACGACACAGCAGCCGUUUGUAUCAGGAAGGAUGGCGAGAGGUUCUGGAAGUGGGUAGACCUUUUUCAGUGGUCUUACGACGACUGGCAAUUUGAGUGGAAAGCAGAAGAGAUGUUGAUAGCAUAG